This is a messenger RNA of Drosophila hydei, 1479 nucleotides long. Its product is annotated as zinc carboxypeptidase. The transcript is spliced from 2 exons. The coding region runs from base 118 to 1455 and encodes 445 amino acids. Gene Ontology annotation, molecular function: zinc ion binding; metallocarboxypeptidase activity. Gene Ontology annotation, biological process: proteolysis. The record is from RefSeq and is a predicted model, not a curated record. Lineage: Eukaryota; Metazoa; Arthropoda; Insecta; Diptera; Drosophilidae.
AUAAAGAGUAUUAGCUUGUAUGUCUAUCUGCUCUAAUUUCUUUGUUAUUCUUUAGCUUAGAUUACACAUACAUACAUACAUACAUAUAUAUAUAAAUAAUCAAGCUGCUCUCAGAGAAUGAACAAGUUAUCGCUCCCGUUGCUGUUGUUCAGUGUGGUCUUCCGGCCUUACGUUGGGGCGGCCAGGUUCUGCACGAGCGUCGACCAAUGUGCCUUGGGAGGCAUUUCUGAAGCAUCGGCUGCAAAGGCGCGCUAUGAUCACACACGCAUAUACAGCGUGGAGCUGGCAACCGCCACUCAAGUGGGAAUCAUGCAGGCGCUAGAGGAUGCUAGCGAUUCGUGCGGGUUCAUGGGCCAUGCGCGCAUGCCCGGCCAGAAGCUGACGAUUAUGGUGACUGGCCAUAAGGUGGCCGACUUCGAUGAUCUGCUGCACAGCUACAACAUCAGCCAUCGCAUAUUGCACUACAACUUUCAGGAGCUCAUCGAUGCCAACUACCUGGAGGUGGCACCAGAGAACACGCCGCCGGAGGAGUUCGAUUGGAAGCGUUACUUUCAGCUGGACAACAUAUAUGGCUGGCUGGAGAAGCUAGCUCGGGAUCAACCAGACGUAGUCAAAGUGCUGGACAUGGGCUUGAGUACUCAGGGUUUGCCCAUCAAGGGAGUGAAGUUGGCCUUUGGAGGCGAGAACCUAACCAGUGUGUUCAUUGAGAGUGGAAUCCAUGCGCGCGAGUGGAUUGCCCCAGCUGCUGCGACCUACUUUAUUGAUCAGCUGCUCCACUCCAACGAUUCGUCUGUUCGGGCUCUGGCUCGCUCUCAGAACUGGUUUAUCUUUCCUUCGGUAAAUCCCGAUGGCUAUCGCUAUAGCUUCACGGGAGAUCGCAUGUGGCGCAAGAAUCGUCAGAUCUUUGGCAUUUGCCGCGGUGUCGAUCUGAAUCGCAAUUUUCCCAUGAGCUGGAACACCACGGGCGCCAGCGGCAAUCCCUGUAAAUACGAUUUCUCUGGCCCAGCUGCUGGCAGCGAAGUGGAGACGCAACGACUAAUGCAAUUUUUGGAAACCCAUGUCGAGUCCGAGCGCAUUCGCACCUUCCUAUCGCUGCACAGCUACUCGCAGCUGAUCCUGUUUCCAUAUGGCCACACGGCCGAGCACGUAGAGAACUAUGCGGAUCUGAAGGAGAUUGGCCAAUUGGCAGCGGCACGCAUCAAGGAGUUGACUGGACGGGUAUAUAAGAGCGGAAAUAUAUACGAGACUAUCUAUCCUUCUAGUGGCGGCUCCAAGGAUUGGGCUUAUAGUCAGCUAAAGGUGCCAAUCACCUUCACGUUCGAGCUGCGCGGCCUGCCAGACAGCGUCGAGAUGUUCAUUCUAUCGGCCAAGGAGAUUGAGCCGACGGCUCGCGAGGCGUUCGCAGCGGUGCAAACCAUCGUGGAGGAGGCGAGCAAACGUGGCUAUUACCAGUAAAGCGCAAGAAAAUUGAUUUCAAAU